Molecule: messenger RNA, 678 nt
Organism: Trypanosoma grayi
Lineage: Eukaryota; Euglenozoa; Kinetoplastea; Trypanosomatida; Trypanosomatidae
Product: cell cycle associated protein MOB1
Exons: 1
Coding region: 1-678 (225 amino acids)
Biological process (GO): positive regulation of protein phosphorylation; signal transduction
Cellular component (GO): nucleus; cytoplasm
Molecular function (GO): protein kinase activator activity
Source: RefSeq, a predicted model, not a curated record
AUGAAAAAGUUCAAGGUAAAGCUUUUCGACUCGGACCGCACAUACAAGCCUAAAAAGAAACACAAGGAGGGCACAGAGCGGUAUAACUUGCACAAGUUUGCCAAAUCCCUCGUCCGUUCAGGUGAUCUCAGCAAGGCGGUACGUCUUCCACAGGGUGCCGACCUCAACCACUGGCUCUCCGUCCACACCAUCGACUUCUACAACAUCACUAAUGUGCUGUACGGCUCACUCACGGAGUUCUGCACGACCAGCAGCUGCCCAGUCAUGUCGUCGGGGCCACGUUACGAGUACCUCUGGAAAGACCCACCGGAGUACCCAAAGGCAACCAAGGUUAGUGCGCCAGAGUAUGUGCGGCUGUUGAUGGAGUGGAUCGAGAAACAGAUCAACGAUGAACGCAUUUUCCCAUCAGAGGAUCGUAACCCCUACCCACCAGACUUUGUAGAACGUGUGAAGGUCUGCUUUAAGCGGCUUUUUCGUGUGUAUGCGCACGUGUAUUACUCGCACUUUGCGAAAAUACGUGAGCUGCAGGAGGAGUCGCACCUUAACACAGCGCUGAAGCACUUCAUGUAUUUUGUUUGGGAGUUUGACCUCAUCCCACGUGAGGAGGUCUCGCCGCUGCAGGAGCUCUUGGUUAACCUUAUGGGGCAGCGUGCGAAGGACAAGCUCGACGCUGCAUAA